This is a messenger RNA of Saxophila tyrrhenica, 780 nucleotides long. RefSeq lists its product as uncharacterized. Bases 1 to 780 code for a protein of 259 amino acids. The record is from RefSeq and is a predicted model, not a curated record. The transcript is spliced from 2 exons. NCBI's taxonomy places the organism in Eukaryota, Fungi, Ascomycota, Dothideomycetes, Mycosphaerellales, Extremaceae.
AUGCCUUCGCACGUCAACCAAAAAGGCGCGUUUGGUCCACUAAGGAGGGGAUCCAUCGUUUCGGCGUGGCCGAAUGGGAAGUCCGCCGCGCAUAUCCCUAAGACUUCAACCUUUUGGGAGUGGCUAUUGCCAGAAGGGGUCUACGGUCAUCCUCUGGUCAUCGUUGGCACGCGCAACAACGACACUAUCGCGUGCGUUGCAGUGAUGACCAGUUUCGGCAAAAUGGGCAUCGAGGACAACUUUCGGACACCGGAACGCUACGGGCUCAGGAACAAAUACCUUGCCGUCAAUCAUGGGAACACCAAACCACACAGCGAUGCACGUGUUCUUGGCCUGGAGCACGGCCAACGGUUGACCAGACAAUCAUACAUCAACUUGGACUCAUUCUUCGAGAUCGAGAUGAGCGAGUUGAGGCCAUGGCACCAUGACUAUAAGAGGUGCCUCGACCAGGAGUCCGUCCGUUACCUUCAGUCACAGCUCAGCGAGCACAUUGAGGCUGCCUGGGGAAUCUACGCCAGACCAGCGCACAACGGCUGCCUUUCUCCGCUCGACCGCUGGCUCAUCCACCCAAGCUGGCUCGGUCUAAUUGCACCAAAGGUCUACCACUCCGGGAAACCUGCAGCAGCGGCCACUCAACCCCAGAGAUCUCGCAACCACAAGAAUGGGGACAAAGUCAACAAACCAGCUGCGAAAAGGCCAAAUUCCGGCAAGGCCUGUGCAUCUGCCAUCAAAGCGGCUGCUCUUGACCCAAAGUCGUCCGUGACUUGGUUCAAAGGCUGA